Suhomyces tanzawaensis NRRL Y-17324 is the source of this 639-nucleotide messenger RNA. It is a transcript of the gene MED7, whose product is annotated as mediator complex subunit. The transcript has a single exon. NCBI's taxonomy places the organism in Eukaryota, Fungi, Ascomycota, Pichiomycetes, Serinales, Debaryomycetaceae. Gene Ontology annotation, molecular function: transcription coregulator activity. The record is from RefSeq and is a predicted model, not a curated record. Gene Ontology annotation, cellular component: core mediator complex; mediator complex. The annotation marks the transcript as partial. Gene Ontology annotation, biological process: regulation of transcription by RNA polymerase II.
AUGUCUGGCGUCGACGGAGACCUCAUCUCCUCGUUGUACCCUCCUCCCCCCGUGUACUAUAAGUACUUCACACCCGAAAACAUCGAGAAGUUCCAAGAAUGGAAAACGAAGCAGGACGAGGAAACGCUCACCACCCAAGAUCAACAACCAGAAGAAGCAGAUACAACCAAAGAGCCACCAUUGCCACCAGGAGAGCUCAAACUACAGGUUCCACCAAAGGCCCCCGAGGGAACGCAUUACAGAGGGUAUGGUAACGUUUGGGCAUUUGAGGAUAAAUUACCGAGCCUCAAGAGUGCCAAUUGGGAACAACUCUACAAAGACGACGACGAGUCCAUAACAAGCGAAACCAAGAUCCAAGAAUUGCACAAGUUGAUGGAUUCGCUUUUGCUAAAUUUUCUUGAAUUGAUUGGAAUAGCUUCCAUUGACCCAAAGCAGUUCGAGCCUAAAAUGAAAGACAUAUCACUCAUACUAAUCAAUAUCAACCAUCUUUUAAACACAUAUAGACCACAUCAGUCAAGAGAGAGUAUGAUAAUGUUGUUGAGAAAACAGAUUGACGCCAAGAAGGAAGAGAUCGCCAAGAUCGACCUGGUAAGCGUGGAUGUCAAGGCUAAGAUACUAAAAUUGACAGAAAUGAUAGAU